AUGUCUCUCGGACGAACAGCGAAGCUCAACACGGGCGCUCAAAUCCCUCUCCUCGGCUUCGGCACAUGGCAAAGUGAGCCAGGCCAAGUCGGCGCCGCCGUCUACGAGGCCCUCAAAGCCGGCUAUCGCCACCUCGAUCUCGCCAAAGUCUACGGAAAUCAGAAGGAAGUGGCUGAAGGUAUCAAGAAGGCGUUCAAAGACGUACCGGGACUGAAGCGCGAGGACAUAUUCAUCACAUCGAAGCUCUGGAACACCCAGCACCGUCCAGAACAUGUGGCGGCAGCACUCGAUGACUGCCUUGGAGAACUGGAGCUGGAGUACCUGGAUCUCUAUCUGAUGCACUUUCCAGUGGCUUUUGACGACUCCUCCAAAGAUCCCCACCACACUCUCUUCCCUCUUCGUGACGAUGGCGAUGUGAAGAUGAAUGACGACGUCUCCAUCGUGGACACAUGGAAAGCCAUGACCAAGCUCGACAAGUCCAAAGCUCGCGCAGUCGGUGUCUCGAACUUCAAACCUGAGUACCUGGAUGCGAUUAUAAAAGGCUCAAGCAGCACGCCCUCGGUAAACCAGGUGGAGCGCCACCCAUUGCUUCCUUGGCCCGAGCUGGUGAAGUACUGCAAAGAUAAGAACAUCCACAUCACCGCAUACUCUGGCUUCGGCAACAACAUGUUCAACGAGCCACUCAUCAUCACCUAUCCUCAGGUCAAGGAGAUUGCGGAUCGUCUGAACGGCACACCAGCGCAGGUGAUCCUCGCAUGGUCUCAGGUAGGUGAUCACAGCGUGAUACCGAAAUCCGUGACACCAUCUCGCAUCAAGGAUAACUUCCAAGAAGUCGAACUCUCGGAUGCGGACAUCAAGACCAUCGACAAGAUCGGUGACAAGCCACGACGCUACAAUAUCCCGUACAUUGCUAAUCAGCCACGAUGGCCGGUUGAUAUCUUCGGCACUUCGGAGGAGAAGGAGGCCCCCCACAAGGUCAUUGUCUAA
This is a messenger RNA of Recurvomyces mirabilis, 987 nucleotides long. RefSeq names its product mitochondrial glycerol dehydrogenase Gld1 (gene GLD1). Lineage: Eukaryota; Fungi; Ascomycota; Dothideomycetes; Mycosphaerellales; Teratosphaeriaceae. Gene Ontology annotation, molecular function: aldose reductase (NADPH) activity. The coding region runs from base 1 to 987 and encodes 328 amino acids. The record is from RefSeq and is a predicted model, not a curated record. The transcript is spliced from 3 exons. Gene Ontology annotation, cellular component: cytosol.